This is a messenger RNA of Sinocyclocheilus grahami, 794 nucleotides long. RefSeq names its product C-x(9)-C motif containing 1 (gene cmc1). Gene Ontology annotation, cellular component: mitochondrion. NCBI's taxonomy places the organism in Eukaryota, Metazoa, Chordata, Actinopteri, Cypriniformes, Cyprinidae. The transcript is spliced from 4 exons. The record is from RefSeq and is a predicted model, not a curated record. The coding region runs from base 152 to 475 and encodes 107 amino acids.
CAGAAGCGCUUGCGGUUUACGUCGACGUCACCGACCGGAAGUGAAAGGAGCCGCCGCGCUGAACACGCAACGCAGAGGGUCACAUUGGACACCCAUCAAUGUUUCAUAAUAAUAAACAAUCUAGUCACUAAUAUCAGUAACUGAGGUGUAAAUGGAUCCGUCUAAAGCAGAGGAGCCGCAGCUGAGACACGUGGAGACAGAUGUGCUGAUUCCUAAGUUGAUGCGGGAGAAAGCCAAAGAGAGAUGCGCUCAACAUGUGGACGUGUUCAGUCGCUGCUGUAAGGACGCCGGCUUCUUCAUGGUGUUCAGGUGUCGAGAGGAGAACGCCGCUCUGAAAGAGUGUCUGACGCUACAUUAUCAGGAUCCUGCGUUCUUCGAAGAGUGCAAACAGGAGUAUCUCAGAGAGAAGCAGGAAUACAAACAGACCGGGAUUCCAGCCAAGAACAGAAAGCAGAAGCUUCCCACCAGCAUGUGAUGAAGAACACUGCAGCGAGGAGGAUGAUGAGGAUGGACCAUGAAAAUCAUUUCUGGCCGUUUCUGGCGACGCUGUUGUCUCUGAUGGACGUUCUCGCCGUCUGUUGGUUUAUAUUCAUGAUUAGCUCUCAUAAAUCAUCUCUUGCACCUAAAGCCUAAUAAAAAUUCAUAGAGAAUGUUUUUGAAUCACAUCAGAUGUGUACCGACCCACCGACCCCCGGGAAUUACUGCCACAGAACCUGCUCUGUGUUUGUUUGUUUGAAAACACAACCUCAGAGUUAUUCAUGAUGCUCGUGUUCGGAUGAUUCUCAAUCAGUUUG